Molecule: messenger RNA, 826 nt
Organism: Micropterus salmoides (largemouth bass)
Lineage: Eukaryota; Metazoa; Chordata; Actinopteri; Centrarchiformes; Centrarchidae
Product: chromodomain-helicase-DNA-binding protein 4-like
Exons: 4
Coding region: 344-811 (155 amino acids)
Source: RefSeq, a predicted model, not a curated record
UUUAUGAUUUAGACCUCAGUGGGUGAGCGGUUUCUUUUUACUUCGUCUCAAAUCUGAACCGGUCAAGCUCGGCUAGCACGCAUGCUAAUGGCACGGAAACUAUCGAUAGUGGCAAGAUGGCAUGUCAGCUCAACGCAGAGAUGGAGUGAGUGAAGGUGCUAAUCUUUGCGAGCCGUCCAACUUAAUACCCAGAUAAAGUUAGAUUUAUUAUCCAAGAAGAUAAAUAAAAAAAAGUCCAUGCGGCGACUGGGUCAGAAAUCUGGAUUACCACCGCAAACAAAGAACUUGAUUUAGUUAGCUAAACUGUUAGCUAACUAAAUAGAAAGUUUUUCUGCUGUCCGCUAUGUCUGGAAGCGAGGAUGACAGAGAUGAUUACGGAGCCCCCGAUGACCGGUUACUGCACGAUGACGAGGAAGAGGAGAUCUCGGAGAGCGAGACUCCGAAGGUGAAGAAGAAGAAGAAGGCCAAGAAGAGUCGAGAGAGCAAGGGCAGCAAGAGGCGGUCACGCAGAGAGGAGCUUCCUAUCAGCUCCCCAGAGCCCAUGGACGUGGGCGGGGUGGAGGAGGCGGAAGACGGCGUGACUGCCCAGCGCUCUGACAGCGAGGGUAGCGACUACACUCCUGGACGCAAAAAGAAGAAGAGAGCCAGCAGCGGCAAAGAAAAGAAGAGGAGCAGUGGUGGGGCCGAAAGGAGCGCCUCCAAGAAGAAAGACCCGGAGCCCGAGGAAGAUGAUGAUGAUGAUGACGACGACGGCUCGGUGAGGAGUAGUUUUAGUGAAGUUUCUUACACAUGUGCACUGAUAAAAGCUUAGUUGUUAAUUAAAAAA